This is a messenger RNA of Rhineura floridana, 2955 nucleotides long. RefSeq names its product down-regulator of transcription 1 (gene DR1). Bases 555 to 1085 code for a protein of 176 amino acids. Gene Ontology annotation, biological process: positive regulation of transcription by RNA polymerase II; RNA polymerase II preinitiation complex assembly; negative regulation of transcription by RNA polymerase II. The record is from RefSeq and is a predicted model, not a curated record. Gene Ontology annotation, cellular component: negative cofactor 2 complex. Gene Ontology annotation, molecular function: general transcription initiation factor activity; core promoter sequence-specific DNA binding; protein heterodimerization activity. Lineage: Eukaryota; Metazoa; Chordata; Lepidosauria; Squamata; Rhineuridae. The transcript has 3 exons.
AACCGGAAGCGGAACUGGUGGAGAGCGCAAAGAAACGCUUCCGGCGGAAGUUCCGCGCGCCGCCGCCUGGGUGGGUUGACCCUCGCGAGCUCUUACCUCGUUCCUUACAGCCGGUUGCGCGUUGUGUGAGGGGAGGUAAGAAGCGAAAGGGAAGCCGGCUCUGGUUCUGGCUGGACGUGCUCGCCCUUCUUCGGUCCUUCUUCGCAGAGGCGGCAGCAUUGAAAAGAUAUCUCCGGGACCUCACAGCCGUGGUAGCAGCAGCAGCAGCGCCUGGAGGGAUGUGGCGGAGGCGGCGCCGGUGGUUGUUGUAGUAACGCCGGCAGCUGUGGAGGAACUCAAGGGACGCUUUCCGCCGAAGCUCCCGGGCUCGUCUCGGUCCGUUUCUGGCCCCGCAGUGCGGGGGGGUGAGGGCGGGCGACGGGAUCGCGUCGGCAGUUGAGCCGCCCCAGCCCCCUUCGGCUCCACUUUCUCUUCUCUCGCCUCGUCCAGCUACUUUCGAGAUCUUACUUGGGCUGCGGCCCUGACCCUUAACGAGUCUGCCCAAGCUGUCCAGAAUGGCUUCUUCGUCCGGGAACGACGACGAUCUGACCAUCCCCCGAGCGGCGAUCAAUAAGAUGAUCAAGGAGACGCUCCCGAGCGUGCGGGUGGCCAACGACGCCCGGGAGCUGGUAGUGAACUGCUGCACCGAGUUCAUCCACCUCAUCUCCUCCGAGGCCAACGAGAUUUGCAACAAGUCAGAGAAGAAAACCAUUUCUCCGGAGCACGUCAUCCAAGCACUAGAAAGUUUGGGCUUUGGCUCCUAUAUCAGUGAGGUAAAAGAAGUCUUGCAAGAAUGCAAAACCGUAGCAUUAAAACGAAGAAAGGCUAAUUCUCGUUUGGAAAAUCUUGGCAUUCCUGAAGAGGAGCUUCUAAGGCAGCAACAAGAGUUAUUUGCAAAAGCUAGACAGCAGCAGGCAGAGCUAGCCCAGCAGGAAUGGCUACAAAUGCAACAAGCAGCCCAACAAGCACAGCUUGCUGCUGCCUCAGCCAGUGCAUCCAACCAGGCAGGAUCUUCUCAAGAUGAAGAUGAUGAAGAUGACAUUUGAAAUCUUUCAGGCUGAGAUUCAAUCUCUGCAAGGAAAUAUUGUUUUGCACAGCAAAACCAGUGAAAUGAAUGCUUGCCCGUAACUUUGUCUGCAUCUUGGACCGGCCCUUGGUAUUUUAGGGGUGUCUGCUGUUGUGUGCUGUACAUGUCAAAACUGUCUCUUUGAACUCUUGAAGACUUAAGGUUCAGUAUCAUAUCAACUCUGGAUUUUUAAUGGUGUUUAUGGAACUUUUAGAUAGACGUGUGUCACUUAUUUGAUCAACAAACAGUGUUACAAUAAAGUUUAUAAAAUAUUGCAGAAUUUAUACAAAAGCUCUAAAUUCACAUUUGCAUUUCUCUUCCCUUUUAACCAUAGAUUCUUAUGUAGAAUAUUUUAAUUUGGUUUUUUUGGAAUAGAGCAGGACUUUAAUCUGCUUUGGGGGAGGGAAAGCAAAGAGUUCAGCAUAAUUUGGUCUGAGUCUUUGUCUUUUAAAAUGAGAGAUAUAAAUGGCAAUAAAUACUAUGUGCUCAGAUACCAUCAAUCUUGAGAAAUGAUACAUUUUUGCCAAACUAGGAAAAUGUAUGUUUAAUAGGAGUUGUACAGAUUCAUUUUUAUUUUGUUUUUUUGUAUAGGGGUGAAAAGAAACCCAAGACUUUAUUAUGGCAUCACUUCAGUGUCCUGAGCAACAUGAAUAUUUCCUUUCAAAUAUCAUCCACUUUGGAGAAUUAAAACUUCUUGUUUCACAGCAGUUUAAUUUUAACUAUAGAUGGUAUUACGUGCAUACUGCAUGUUCAAAGUGUUCAAAUGGGGUUUGGUGGAACAGAGUUGUUUUAAUUCUGUUUUGAUUGAUAAUGCUUAAAUAGACUUAUGAAAGCAGACGUUGGAACUAAUGAGUAUGCUUGCAGUGAGAGGAAUCUUUAUCUCCAAUUACUUAUUUGUUGUCAGCACAAUGUUAACACAAUGUUUUCAGACUAGUGUAUCAAUAGAUAAGCUUUAUCUUUGAAACUGGCUGCUUCUACAUUAGUAACUAGGAGAGUACUAGUUCUAAGUGAUACAAUUCCAAGUUUAGUUUGGCGACUGACUGAGCCCUUACUGACCAACAGGACCUAAAUGAGGUAAAAUUCUUUUGAAGUAUGAUGGGAAUGGAUUUUUCCAUAACAAUGCUUAGAUUGCUAUUUGUGUUGAAAUAAAGUACAAUAGAGUCCAUUUUAGAAUUUGAAAAUAUACUUGAAGAUACAUCAACAUAUUUUUCUCGUACUUGCAUGCAAGGAGAUAGAAUCUCUCAUAUUAAUCAAGCAGCAUUAUCAGAUUGCAAAUUUAAACUAUCUAGCAUAGCUUCAAUGGCUAUUAAAAUUAUGCAAGAACUAAAAGUAAUUAGAGAGAGUCUUGUAUGUGAAGCAGAGAACCAAACUACGAAUCAGAUUAAGAUCUUGAAUUGCAGUUAGUUUAGUUUAAUUUUAAGGGACUUCAUCUGAAAUAAUUUGCACCCUUUUUUAUACACUGGUAGCUGAGAGAUACAUUAGUUUGAAUGUUAAGCUGAAACACAUUUGUGGGUUCAGCAGGAAAAGUAUUGGGACAAAAUCUGAUUAAGGAUCUAGUCUUCAUGAAGGUUGAAGUACCAAAGGUAGAAACACUAGGCUAGGAAAACCAUGUUAAUGUUCAGUGUUGGCUUUUCUAAUUUGUACUGUAACACCCUUGCCGUUCCUAUUUUUAAAAAGUCUUUUUUUCAGCAAGAAAGAUACGCAUUUUCACACUUCUUUUCUGAUGCAGAAUUCAGGUUAAUAUUUUACUGCAUCUGGUAUGUAUCAUAAUAUGUUUGAAUCCCUGUGACCUUUCCUUUGGACAUUCUUGUGCUUUUUCAUAUGCUGUAUUCCUCAAGCAAUAAAAUUCA